UCUGUCACUGUCAAAAACAGCAGCCUUGUGUUUUCAUUUUUCAAGUGAAUUUUAUUUUGGUAACAAAUUAUUGCAAAAAUAGCAAAUAUGUAUACAGAAGUUGAUGUUUUUGUUAGUAAUUAUACACUAAUUGAUCCUGAGAUCUACCAGCUUUGGAUUGAAGGAUGUUCCUCCAGCGAAGCUGUGUCCACACUUAACCAACGAGCUAUCGCUAAGCAGACGGGUGCUUCAGUGGAGCUGAUUGCUAGCGAUGUAUUGGACCACUACAGAACAUUUGCGCUGCUGGAGCGCCUGCUCACGGUGCCGUCCAAGCUAUCGGAGCAGAUGAUCUUCCAGAUUGACGAGCCCACCAAACAGAUGCUCAUUGAGAAAUACUAUGAGUUAGACGACACGGUUAUUCGGGAACUUUUGGGGAGAAAGCUUUCAUCGAGACAUAGGAAGGAUUUGGACGAAGUGUCAGAGAGGUCGGGGGCGCCUCUCCGCUGCUGUCGCCGCCAGUUCGACAACGUCCGGCGUGUGUUUAAGACGGUGGAAGAAAUGCCGGGAAAUGUGGUCGCUAACAUCAGAAGCACCUUCUUGCUGUCCGAACCAUUGGCCAAAAAAUACGGCGCUGUGGUUUUCAUAGCGUGCAUGCGUUUCGAGACCGCCAAGAGGAAACUCCAAUAUCUAUCGUUCAACGACUUCUACCAUUGUGCUCAGGCUAUAAUGGGCAGUUGGACUUAUAGUUGUACUGGACCGGAGUAUUACGACACAGAGAUGGACCGAGAGUUCCUACUGGAGCUGAGGGAACUCAGGAUCCUGUUGGACAAGGAGAAGGAGCACAAACAUUUGAUAUGUAUGCGACUAAAGCCGAAAUUACUUGAAAAAUCUUAUCAAGAGCUUGAACUUAAUUUUAGAUUAUACACAAGGGCUUUGGUCGGAUUGGCUUGUAAUUUACACAGAGGGAGGGAACUGAGAUCUUUGUUUAUAGAUCUACUUGAAAGAUGUAUUGAGCCGUUGCGAUUGGGCGGUUGGCCGCGCACGGAUCUAGCGCAGUUUCUCACUGCGUACGAGCAAUGCGCUUUGCAAAUGGACGUGCUCAGAGAAGCCGACUUGAAAAGUGUAUGGGAACGGUACAUGCGCGUGAUUGGACAAUGUCUUAUAACUAUGUAUCAUUGCUAAAUACAUAUAUGUAUAACGUCACUAAACACAAUUUUAUACCUAUUUUAUGACUUCGAUCGAUAACUAACAAUAUGGAAGCUAAGAAAAAACAAUAAUAUUAUAAUAAAUUAAGCGCUGUUGUGAUAGCGGUGGUGGUGUAAUGGUUAAGACGCCCGCCUGUGGAUCGAAAGGUCCCAGGUUCGAAUCCUACUCGUGCCACAUGAGUUUUUAUACCAAUCUGAUUCAUGUAUAGUAGUUUUAAUAGACCACCACUUGCUUCCGGUGAAGAAAAACAUCGUGAGGAAACCUGCACACUGGUUGAUUAUUAUUAACUUGUGUGUGAAAUGGAGAAGGCAAUGGUAAACCGCUCCAUUAAUAAUGCCAAGAAAGUUGUUGUGUGUGUUUAAUUCCACGUAAUGACCACGACCCUCAGCCAUGAGGAAUACGACUAUGAAGAAGAAGAAUUGUGAUAGGCUAGUUGACAAAUUUUUCUUUUAACGACUAUUCGAAGGCCCUUAUACCAUUAGAAACACCAGUGAAGAAAAUACUGUGACAAUGACUAUACUUUCAAAGAUAUGACAAAAAUAAAAUCACACAUUUUUGGACUCGUCCAAACGCGCUCCGUACUAGACGACACGAACGUGUGACGUCACAACGUGCGAAAACGUUCGCUAAGGAAGAUAUGUUUGUUCGACAGCUGCAUUAAAUAUUACGUUUACGGUGAUGACUUCUUAAUGAAAGUUGUUAAAAAAUUUUAGUUUUUUUAUGAUGGCUGAGUUUUUUUUUUAUAAUUUCACACUUAAAAAAAAUGGAAUUACCAACCAACUUUGAAUCUUCGUAUAUCCAGCUGCAUUAAUACAGUCUAUGAAUUAUCACAAUGAUCUAAAUAUGUUUAUUAAACCUAUAUUAUACAUUUUUUUUAAUUUCUCUGACCUUGUCAACUACCCUUAUAUGAACAGGGCCUAAAACUUACACAAACAGAAAUACACACACACACAUAUAUACACACUAAUCUUGACACUAUUUGGUAAUUCCAUGCAAUGAUAUUUUUAUUUCAAAUAUGUUUCGCGUAUUUUUCUUCCGCCUAUAGAUUGUUGAAUUUAUAUUAUCAGUUUUUAUUUCAAUUAGUAAAUUUUUAUUAUAAUAAUAUUUUCGGAAAUGUAUCGAAAAUUAAACAAAGUUUGCUAUAAGUAUUCAUAUUAAUGUAAUAGAUAAUAAUUUUAUGAAAUAUAAUAAUGUUAUAUAAA
Plodia interpunctella (Indianmeal moth) is the source of this 2387-nucleotide messenger RNA. It is a transcript of the gene Fibp, whose product is annotated as fibp. The transcript is spliced from 11 exons. Gene Ontology annotation, cellular component: nucleus. The record is from RefSeq and is a predicted model, not a curated record. Lineage: Eukaryota; Metazoa; Arthropoda; Insecta; Lepidoptera; Pyralidae. The coding region runs from base 88 to 1161 and encodes 357 amino acids.